This is a messenger RNA of Vanrija pseudolonga, 1325 nucleotides long. Its product is annotated as Fe-regulated protein 8. The record is from RefSeq and is a predicted model, not a curated record. The transcript has 4 exons. NCBI's taxonomy places the organism in Eukaryota, Fungi, Basidiomycota, Tremellomycetes, Trichosporonales, Trichosporonaceae. Gene Ontology annotation, molecular function: electron-transferring-flavoprotein dehydrogenase activity; flavin adenine dinucleotide binding. Bases 6 to 1292 code for a protein of 428 amino acids. Gene Ontology annotation, cellular component: cytoplasm.
AUAACAUGACUGACACCGAGACGCACAAGAACGUCGUGAUCAUUGGGGCCUCGUUCGCGGGUCACGCGCUGGCCAACCGACUCGCGUCGGCCCUGCCGGCGCGUUACCGCGUGAUACUGGUCGAGCAGAACGAGUUUGCCGUGCACCUCCCAGCGCUGGUGCGCGCGGUCGUCGUGCCAGGCUCAGAAAACGACAAGCUCACCGGCCGCCUGUCGCAGGAUACUGUCUUCCCGAAGGCGUCGCGGCACCGGCUCGUGCGCGCCAAAGUGGUGUCCUUGCGUGCUCGCAGCAUCCUCCUCGACACCGAGUUUGAAGGCAGCGCCGAGGUGCCUUUCGAGCGCUGUGUUGUGGCUACUGGUGCCACCCAGGCCCCGCCACUGCGUCCGGCGCCAGGCUCGACGCUGGAAGAGUAUCGUGUCCUCCUGCGCAAAGUACAAUCCGACAUGGCCGCUGCUGAAUCCAUCCUCAUCGUCGGUGGCGGGGCCGUUGGCGUCGAGGUCGCAGGGGAGUUGUCCCACCAAUACCCAGGCAAGAAGGUCACCCUCGUGCACUCGCGCUCGAGGCUGCUCCUCACGUCCGACUCGGUGCCGGGCAAGCCGGGCGAGGAGGGGUUUUCUUACGCCCCGGUUCCAGAGUGGGUCGGCGAGUCGCUCGAGUCGCAGCUCCGCCAGCGCGGAGUAGACGUGGCGCUGGACGAGCGGGUUGUGUUCCCCUCGAAGAGUGCCGUCGACGAGCCGGACGGCUGGGACGGGCGCACUGGCGUUCUAGGAGGUACCCACUCCAUCCCUCUUACGUCCGGCCGGCGCAUCGACGCAGACUACAUGUUCGCGUCGCCGGGCAACCGGCCCAACUCGGCUCUCGUCGGCGCGCUCGACCCCGAGGCCACCAGCGCUGCGGGACACGUGCUCGUCGACGGCGAGUUCCGCGUUCUGAGCGACGAGGCGGCGCUGGCACGCGUCUAUGCGCUGGGCGACGUCGCGAGCCAGGCAGGGAGGAAGACGGCCGGGCUGGCGGUGUACGAGUCGUACUUUGCCUCCAUGGCCAUUGUGGCGCAUAUCAAGGCGUAUGAGGAGGGCCGGGAGGAGGCGGCCAAGGCGUACACCCCGCCCGACCUCCGCAGUAUCGUCGUGCCGCUCGGCGAUGGGACCGGCGAGGCUAUCGGCGCCGGCGUGAUAGACUUGCGCUGGUUCGGGCUGUGGGCCGCGCCGCGCUGGAUCAUCCGCUGGUUCGCGAAAGACUACUUUGUGCGCAACUUUUACACCUUGUUCAAGGGGAGUGAGGGGUGCAAGUGAAGAAGAGAGAGUUGAUGCAUCCGAUUACAACGA